AUGUCUUCUGAUAACUCAACUUCGACAAAGGAAAAAGAGCCUGAAAAAGGACUCUUUCGAUACUGGAAACCAUCUACAACGAGUCAACCUCCUCCUGAUGGAGGUCUAACAGCAUGGCUCCAAGUCCUCGGCUCGUUCCUUAUCAACCUCAACAAUUUCGGUUUGGCAAACAGCUUCGGCGUGUUCCAAACAUACUGCGAAACGACCCUUCUUCGAACACACUCCUCGUCUGCAAUAUCAUGGAUCGGUACACUCCAAGUCUCCCUUAUCCUCAUCGUCGGUGUCAUCUCCGGUCCGCUCUUUGACCAAGGAUACUUCUAUCCCAUCCUCGUCGCCUCCAGUCUCAUGCUCACCUUUGCCCUUAUGAUGCUGAGUCUAUCGACGCAAUACUAUCAAGUCAUGCUGACGUGGGGUGUUCUUGGAGGCAUAUGUACUGGGCUGUUGUACAUCCCUAGCGUUGCUAUGAUCCCUCUUUACUUCAGGACGCGUCGUGGUCUGGCUCUUGGCUGUGCUACGGCGGGAGGCUCUUUCGGCGGUAUCAUUUACCCCAUUGUAGUCCGUCGUUUGCUGGACUCUGGUGGCUUUGGGUGGGCUUGCCGGGCGAUUGGUUUCAUUACUCUCUUCACGUUGACAAUCGCGGCAAUCCUCGUCAAGCCCAGUACACAAGCAGUGAAGAAGCCAACGCGACAACUCUUCGACAAGUCGAUCAUCAAAGAUAAAGCCUUCAUUUUCUUCACGUUGGCAUCUUUCUGUAUAUGGUUGGGCUUCCUCGUGCCAUACAUUCUCACCCCCUCGUUUGGUCUGUUGGGCCUUGACCAUCCCGUCUCGGAAGAUCUUUCAUAUUACAUGUUGUCUGUCCUCAACGCCGCCCAAGCUUUGGGUAGAAUCCUACCUGCAGCCAUAGUGGAUAAGAAGAUCUUGGGAGCGGAGUCUAUUCUCAUGUUUAACGUCGCGGUAUCUGGUAUCCUUGCCCUGUGCUGGAUCGGGGUCCAUAACCUGGGUGGCUUCACUGUCUUCCUCAUCUUAUAUGGCUUCUUCUCUGGUGCAGUCACGACCUUGCCCGCGUUCAUCAUCCCUUACCUAUGUCCAUCACUGGCUGUCAUCGGUACUAGAAUGGGGAUUGUGUAUGGUGCGGCAGGAUUUGGAGCAUUGAUCGGGCCUCCGAUUGCACUGGCAGCUGACGAGGCUCACGGUGGUCAGCAUAACCGUGCAUUUCUGGGCGCGCAGAUUUGGAAUGGCGUGACCAUUCUUUUCGCGUCCUGUCUUUGCGUAUAUCCUCUCUGGGAGGCUAGGAAGCGACGGCACAUGAAGGAGAUGGCUGAUGCCAAGGCAAAGCAGGACAGUAACAGUGCUUAG
Fusarium musae is the source of this 1356-nucleotide messenger RNA. RefSeq lists its product as uncharacterized. NCBI's taxonomy places the organism in Eukaryota, Fungi, Ascomycota, Sordariomycetes, Hypocreales, Nectriaceae. Gene Ontology annotation, cellular component: fungal-type vacuole membrane. The transcript has a single exon. Gene Ontology annotation, molecular function: transmembrane transporter activity. The coding region runs from base 1 to 1356 and encodes 451 amino acids. Gene Ontology annotation, biological process: transmembrane transport. The record is from RefSeq and is a predicted model, not a curated record.